Molecule: messenger RNA, 1131 nt
Organism: Sceloporus undulatus (fence lizard)
Lineage: Eukaryota; Metazoa; Chordata; Lepidosauria; Squamata; Phrynosomatidae
Exons: 12
Coding region: 82-1131 (349 amino acids)
Source: RefSeq, a predicted model, not a curated record
CAUAUUCAUGCAUGGACUCAGCUAAUCUACAGAGAAAAUCAAAUUAGACAUAUUUGAAUAUAUUUCUUGACAGAUAAUGACAUGAGUGAAGCUAAGAUAUCCGAAAGCUGUGUAGCUGUCAGUACAGGAACCAAGAAUGCCAGGCAAUCCUGGAUAGCAGCAAAAGGAGCCUCCAUCUUCCAGUCCAGGCAUAUGAAUGCAUGGCUGCGAGAACAAAUCAACUGCCUCAUUAAUGAAGGGAACAACAUCAAGGCAAAUAUUUGGGAUUUACAAGAAACUAUGAGGAACAUGAAAGCUGAGCUCAAAAGGAUAAAGCAAGCUGAAGAUAAAAUAACUUAUUUAGAAACAGAAAUUGAAACAGUAAGGAAAAAUCAAGAAGAGGAGAACACAGGAGCAUCUUCAGAGGAUCAGUACCUUAAAAAGCUGGAGAAGGACAAUGAAAAUUUGCAUUUGAGAAUCUUCAUGCUUUCUGAGAAGAGUUCAGCUUUAACUGCCUCCAGAAAGAUCAACCAACAAAGUUACCUGCAGCUCUGCUGCCAUGUCAAUAAACUACGAAGGGAGCUUCAAGAAAGCAAGUUGACCUGUAUGGAGGAAGAUGAAGUUUUUACAAAGAUGAAACAUCAAAUCAGGGAGCUAGAAGAGUAUAUACAAGAAUAUGAAGUGAAAAUACAGGUUCUUGAAGACAGAGAGAAAACCCUGAAGAAUGAGCUGUCAGCAGUUGUGAAAGACAAGACUCGACGUCAGAUCAAGUUUCAAGGCAAGUUUUUGAACCUUCAUCCAAAGAGCUUGAUGUAUGAAAUAGCCAGGGCUGAACUGGAAGAAAAAAUGCAGAGAGAAGAAAAAUCUGGGAAGGAGCAGCUUUGUGGUGGUAGGUUAGUGAAGAACACAUUUAUUGCAAAGAUAGUCUGGAUCUUCAUAGUGCUGUGGCGGUUUACUGGCAUCCUGCGUGAUUCUUCUCCUGGUGAUUCUAGUCACUUCUUCAUUCUCAGUGUCGGCCUUUCAAAUCACACUGUGACAGAGGAUAUCAGCGCCCUGUGUGGCAGUUCCGGGCUAUUAUUUCAGCCAUAUAUUGAAUUGGUCAAGCUGGCAUCUUACCGAAUGAUCUCAGAACUGAAAGAAGCUGUUGAAUAG